CUCAUAUUUCAUGACAGUCUGUCUAUCUGUCUGUCUCUCAUCUUCCAAAAACCCUUAUAUAUUCUAGGCAACCCGCGCGCUUUCCUCUCCUCCCCUCUCCCACAAAACCCUAGUACUCAUUUUCAUUUUCUGGGCAGAACUUCUUUGAAAAGUUCUCAUUCGAUUUUCCAGAGAUAGCGGCUGCUGCUGCUGAAUCGCUGAUGAUGGCGGUGAUGAAGUCGUGGGACCCUGACGACUUUCUUCCUUGCUUUCAAUGCUUUUGCCUUUGACUCUUCCCAAAAAUCUAUUUUUCCCACCGACUAUUCGUUCUACUAAUUAUUCGAUUUUAUAACGUUCAAAGUCAGCCUUUUCGUCUCUCUCUCUCUCUCUGUAUUUUUUUUACGCUUUACGUUUGCGUGGCUUUUUUGGUUUCUGGGUUUUGUACUCGUGCUUGUUGGGGUGAUCAUUAUUUGUGGUUCGGAUUGUACUGAAUCUUUUUUUUUUUAAAUAAUUUUUAAAUUGCAAGUCGUUGGCAUUGGUCGUAGAAUGGUGGGAAUUGGGUCGCUUUCCUAGAGUUUACUUUUGACAUAAAUACACAUGCACAUAAGAAGUUUAUUUGGGAAAAAAUAAAAUAUGGUUGGUGACGGGGAAUUUAGGGGAAUUUGAACUAGACAGGGCUAGUUUUUCCAGAUAAUAGUAUUUAGGGUGUUUUUUGUUUUCUCAUGUCUAAUUAGGGUGCUUUUCUUUCUUAUCCUUUAUCGUUUAUCUUCUCCUAUUGGAGGGCUCUCUACAAAUCUUGAUCUCUGGUUCGUCAGUUCAAUAUUGAUAGGAGUUGGAAUGAGAAUUGGGUCGUAGUAAUUGGGAGUCAAUUGUGUCAUUUUUUUUUUCUCAAUUUCAUUCAUCUGGAAACCUUCGUUGCUGAAUAAUAUAUUUUUGACUGAAAGAGGGCUAACAUAUUUUUCGUGUUUGAGCUUUGUCGUUUUGAUGAUGACGAACAAUUUACAUUUAUUUUGAUUAUGUUUUCUUAUGAAAACAGAAAAGAAAAGAUUUUAUCUGGGUUGCCCUUUUCUUUCUUUUCCCUUUGGAAUUUAAGGCUUCUUAUUGGAUAGUUGAGGUUUCCUAGUUGGGUUAUUUCUGAUGGAUUUGAUGACGAGUGAGGAUGGUGGAGGUAUUAAGACACCAAAAAAGGUGGGCAAUAAUGAAUCGGGCAUGAAUUCUACGGUAAAGGCUACAGGAAGUGUUAGUAGCAAAGAUAUGAUGUUCAGAGCAGAUCAAAUUGAUUUGAAAAGCUUGGAUAUUCAGCUCGAGAAGCACUUGAGUCGGGUUUGGUCGAGAAACAUCGAUAUUCAAAGGCCUAAAGAAGAAUGGGAGAUCGAUUUGUCUAAAUUGGAUAUCAGAUAUAUUAUAGCUCAAGGGACAUAUGGCACUGUAUACAGGGGUACUUAUGAUAGCCAAGACGUUGCAGUGAAGCUGUUGGACUGGGGUGAGGAUGGGAUUGCCACAUCUGCUGAAACGGCUGCUCUGCGAACAUCAUUUCAGCAAGAGGUUGCUGUUUGGCACAAGCUUGACCAUUCUAAUGUUACAAAAUUUGUUGGAGCUUCAAUGGGAACUUCAAAUCUUAAGAUUCCUUCUAAAAACCCUUCAAUUGAUGGUCACAAUUCCCUUCCUCCUAGGGCAUGUUGUGUGGUUGUGGAGUAUCUCCCUGGUGGGACACUAAAACAGUUCUUGAUAAGAAAUAGGCGAAAGAAACUUGCCUUUAAGGUUGUGAUCCAACUUGCUUUGGACCUCUCUAGAGGUCUUAACUAUCUACAUUCAGAGAAGAUUGUGCAUCGCGAUGUAAAAACAGAAAAUAUGUUACUUGAUGCUCACAGAACUUUAAAAAUUGCUGAUUUUGGUGUUGCCCGUGUUGAAGCACAGAAUCCAAGGGACAUGACUGGCGAAACUGGUACCCUUGGAUACAUGGCCCCUGAGGUUCUUGAUGGUAAACCUUAUAACAGAAGAUGUGAUGUGUACAGCUUUGGCAUAUGCUUAUGGGAAAUUUAUUGCUGUGAUAUGCCUUACCCAGAUCUUAGCUUCGCCGAUGUGUCGUCUGCUGUUGUGCGACAGAACCUACGACCAGAGAUCCCCCGAUGCUGUCCAAGUGCAUUAGCAAAUGUCAUGCGCAAAUGCUGGGAUGCCAAUGCGGAUAAACGCCCCGAAAUGGAUGAGGUGGUGAGAAUGUUGGAAGCAAUUGAUACCAGCAAAGGAGGAGGGAUGAUACCAGAAGAUCAGGCCUCGGGCUGUUUCUGUUUUACCCCAGCUCGUGGUCCCUGAGGAAUGUUUAUUCUCUAUUUGCAUGCAUUGUUGCAUUAAUGAUGACGGGAAGACGUAGAAAUUGAUGGUGCUGUCCAUCUGAUUUAUCGCUCUUAGGAAUUUUGUUCAAGAUUUGGAAUCGGUAGUGCAUGCACCGAAACGUUUAUGGAAAUAUGAAUCAAAUAGUACUUCCCAGUCAGAUCUUGUUUUGUGCUAUGGGUUUGCUCUUGGUGAUUGAGUCAUGCUACAUCUAAUGGUCGUCACUCAUGCAUCUGGGUGGAGGAUGGUGGUCUGUAGGGGGUAGUAGUCCUCUAGGAAACCAACAUUUAUAACUUGUAUAGACACAAAAGAAUAAUAAUGUUCGGGAAAACCCUUUACCUUCUCAAA
Messenger RNA from Carya illinoinensis, 2658 nucleotides. RefSeq names its product serine/threonine-protein kinase STY13-like. The record is from RefSeq and is a predicted model, not a curated record. Gene Ontology annotation, biological process: protein phosphorylation. Lineage: Eukaryota; Viridiplantae; Streptophyta; Magnoliopsida; Fagales; Juglandaceae. The transcript has 6 exons. The coding region runs from base 1117 to 2292 and encodes 391 amino acids. Gene Ontology annotation, cellular component: plasma membrane. Gene Ontology annotation, molecular function: protein kinase activity; ATP binding.